CUGAGUUGCCAUCUUCUCCCCGCUCGAUCGCGGGCAUGGGUGGGAGUGUAACACCGGCGCCCACGUGACCGGCGUGUUUGUGCAAAAUGGCGGCGCCCAGGGGUGGUGUUGGUAUGCUGCGGCUGUUCACGGGCUACGUGACUGGCUGUCAGCGUGUUUUCUUCUCAUCAGUUAAUCAUAUCUAUUUACACCAGUCAAGCAUUCAUCAAAGAAGGUAUCUUUUUUGCCACAGACAAAAAAAUGCUUAUAAGGUAGUUUGGCCGGCUGAUGUGUCUCCUGCUCAUCCAGUUCCUAAGCACAUAAAGCAGCCAGACUAUGUGACGACAGGCGCUCCGCCUGAGUUGGGGGACGAAAUAGACCUUAAGAACGAAGAUCAGAUUCAACUGCUUCGUCAGGCUUGUCAGCUGGCCCGUCAAGUCCUGCUUCUGGCUGUGAGGAGUGUAAAGGUUGGCAUGACUACAGAAGAAAUAGAUUACUUGGUUCACCAUGAAAUAAUCAAGCACAAUGGUUACCCGUCACCUCUAGGAUUUAAAGGUUUUCCAAAAUCUGUUUGUACUUCAGUAAACAACGUGGUGGGCCAUGGGAUUCCUGACAGCCGCCCUCUCCAGGAUGGUGAUAUUAUCAACAUUGAUGUCACAGUGUAUCUCAAUGGCUACCAUGGUGAUACGUCCGAAACACUGUUAGUGGGGAAUGUGGAUGAGGCUGGUCAAAAGUUAGUGGAGGUUGCCAGGAAAUGCAGAGAUGAAGGAAUUGCAGUUUGCAGACCUGGGGCUCCUUUCUCUGUGAUUGGAAACACAAUCAGCCACAUUGCCCAUCAAAAUGGUUUUCAAGUCUGCCCUUACAUUGGUGGUCAUGGGAUAGGAACGAACUUACAUAGUAAUCCUGAAGUUUGGCAACAUGCAAACGAAAAUGAUUUAUUAAUGGAGAAGGGAAUGGCAUUCACAAUAGAGCCUGUAAUAAUGGAAGGAAUGACUGAAUGUUAUAUCCUGGAUGAUGACUGGACUCUGAUAACGGCAGACCUCAAAAGAUCAGCCGUGUUCGAGCACACCAUCGUCAUUACAGACAAAGGAGCAGAAAUCCUGACCCUCCUGGCUGAGGAGACUUAAGAGCCACCAGCUGGCAACAAGCAGGCAGAAGAACCUUUUCCUGUGGGGCUCCUGGGAGAAGCUGGCACAAGGGGCUGUAUCAACCCAUUUAUUUAUUUGCGGGGAGUUGCUUUCUGCAGGAUCCUCAAAGGACAGUGAUAUAACCGGAGAAUCUUUGGACAAAGCUUGUAACCUAUUCUACCCCACGCUAAAAAAAAAUAUAAUCCCCCCCCCCCGCUUUCCUGAGAAAAAUGAGGGUGUGUUUCUUCCCACCCACCCCUUUUUUUUGUUUUGUUUCAAGGCUGUUCCUAGUCCCUGUGGCAGUACCCACAUAUUUACACAGUCAAAGGGGUUUUCAAAGACAGGGAAAUAAAAGCACAGCAAAGGGGCAAACUUGCCAGGCAGCUGCUUCACUUUAUUUCUUGUGGCUUUUUUUAGCAACCACUUACAUUUUUAGCACCAUUCGGCGUUAAGUAUACCAGAACCUUCAGACCAAACAACCAUCCUUUACCAGAAGGAAAGAGUGGUUCUUACGAUAUUACUGUUACUCUUCAUUAUUCUGAUGACGACAUUAUUACUUGAGGAUGAUUUUGCCCAAACGGGAGCCUCUUUUCCCAGGACUCCAGCCAGACCGAGGCCUCCCGCUUCCCUGCCAGAGGGAUUGUUUGAGAUGGACCUCCACGCGCCCCAAAUCCCAAGCCGAGCCCUCCGAGGAAAGGUCUUGAGGACCGGCAAUUAAGGGCUUCCUAAUCGCGCGCCUGAAUGCCGAGAAGGAAGCCUGGGACGAAGGGGCUGGCUCUGGCUCGCGCCCGCUCCCCCUUCUGGCUGCGAGAAGCAGCGUGGAGGCGCCUUCUGCGACUCGCCCCCCCUCCGACCCCCGCGGCCCACGCUCAACACCGGGAGGGGACGGGAGUCGCUCGCUACCUUAUGCGCCGGGGGGCGUUAAGGGGCCUUCCCCGCGGAGUUGCUGGAGACCUUCUCCCGGCCGGCCCCAAAGGCUUGGUGUAUUUGAGGCCGAGCCGGAGGGGUCCCGCGCGCGCCUGAAGCAGGAUCGGCUGGGUAAGCUAAAGGCGAGCCGCAGCGACGGAAGAGGCGCGGGAGGUAAGGAAGGUUGUGGGGGGCGAGCGAAACGCCUCUGCAGGCAUCUUUGCCGGGAAGGCGGCCUGCCCGGGGUUGGGGGGACGCAGUUUCCGAUGCAAACGAACUCCUUGGCUAGUGCAAAUAGGUGCGCACCGGGGAGGGAGAGGGGAAUCUCCUGUGUGGACUCGGCGUCAGGCGUCUGAAAUCCACUUUUCCGGUCAGUGCCCCGGUUGUGCCAAUCCCGCCAAAGCACGGCGCUCAUCCCCUGACCCACGCAGUCAAAAGUUACGGUACUCACGUAGUUUCACGUCGGGGCUAAGCUGAGUAGCUUUCCCGGUUUUGCCUAAACCAGCUAUGAACCCGGCCACUGUAGCUUCUUCAACAGUCACCAUCACAACAAAUCAUGGAAUGACGGACAACCCCAUAAUUGGCUUCAUUUAAAACAACACGCUAAACCAGCUUUUGACAAGAUUGUUGACAAGCUUUUUUUCCCCCACUCCAGCGCACUCUAAAAAGUAGUGGGAGGGCCGAGACAAAAAUAAUAAUUGACUUAAUUUUGUUUAAGUGUAAAAAAAAAAAAGUUCUGAUUGUACUCCGGUAAUAAAUUAUUUUCGAA
Messenger RNA from Python bivittatus (Burmese python), 2781 nucleotides. It is a transcript of the gene METAP1D, whose product is annotated as methionyl aminopeptidase type 1D, mitochondrial. Gene Ontology annotation, molecular function: metalloaminopeptidase activity. Gene Ontology annotation, biological process: proteolysis. The record is from RefSeq and is a predicted model, not a curated record. NCBI's taxonomy places the organism in Eukaryota, Metazoa, Chordata, Lepidosauria, Squamata, Pythonidae.